GAUAACUAUUGACCGCAUGGUGAAAUGGAAAGCACAAGAAAAGGUACUGGUUACAUUAAAAGAAUACUUGCCAUUAUCAUAGCAAUAACCAUCAUUGUGAACAUUUUAGUAUUAUUGCACUUUAAACAACCAUUACGCUAUGAACAACAGUACCAAAACAGGAUCAACCAGUCAAGGAAACAGUUUCUUUACUUGGUUCAAACAGAAGAGUGUUUGCCAGAUAAUUUACUCGGGAAGCCAGUGUUAGGAGAUGCAUAUACUGCUGAUGUUCUUGUACUCAGCUUUAAGAGAGAGUGUAAAUAUGACAAAAAUAUGAAACACUUGAUAUACAUCUAUAGCCAGGAUAAAGGUACUACAUGGGAAUCUGGACGUAAUUAUCUAUACACAUUUGCAAAGGAACAUUUAAAAACAUACACCUAUUACAUCUUUAUGGAUGAUGAUCUGGAUUUCUUUGUGACCAAAUCAAAGUUCCUUCAAGAGGAACUCGUUCAACAAGUCCAGCAAUCAGAUGUGUCAAUCCUACGCCAAUUCGAGGAUUUUCUCCUACGUUCGAAACCAGCAUUAAGUGCACCAUUUAGGAUUAAUUAUUCCCCGGAUGAUGAUCCAUAUGACAUUGUAGAAUGUUGUCUAGGAAACUACAAUGUUGACACACAAUGGAACUUGUCAGAGAAAGUUCCUAUGAUAAGAUUUGAUGAAUGUUUUAUCGCGAUUCACAAGGAUGCAGUAGAUCACAUUAUGCCAAUAAUUACAAAAUAUGAACACAUUGAUGUAUGGGGCUCAUGCAAAUAUUUCCACAUGAAAGCUUAUUUUAUGUUUCGCAAACAAAUGUCUAGGUUCACACCAAUGACUGUGUAUAACAAAAGACACAAUACGUACCCCCAAAACACCGUCACGUACCCAGAUGUGAUAAGUAAUAUUUUACUUGAAACUCCAAACAAACUCAGAGAGAAGCCGAUUUUCUUAAACGCUAAAAGAGGCCUUGCGAUAAAGUCUGUGCAAACGUAUAUCAUGGUUGAUCCCAGAAAACCGCCUUUUCAACUUGCACCAAUUGAAGACCCAAUCGCUCCAUGGAAAUACAUAGAUAUUUUGGAAAAUGAAUCAAGGUGAUGAAAUCAAUUUAGCCUAGAAAUCCAAUUGCAAAAAUACAAAAAAGUACUAAGAUAGUACUCAUGGCAACUUGGAACUAAUUGAAUACUUAUUUUAGCAAAUAGUAAUACUACAUGAGCACUUAUGACAUGAGUAGCCUACUAACUGACUAAUUCAUUGCAUGUUUUAGUACUAAAUGAGUACUCACAUGAUGAGUGAUAAAAUGUGCUAAUUCCAUACUCAAUGAGCACUCAUAUUAUGAGCACUAAUUAAGUGCAUGUUUUAGUACUAAAGUGUAUAUCAUGAGUGAUGAAAUAGUGCUAAUUUCAUUGAUAUUUCAUAACUCAAUGAGUGCUCAUACUAUGAGUACUAAUUUAUUGCACAUGUAUCAUGAGUGACGA
Owenia fusiformis is the source of this 1487-nucleotide messenger RNA. NCBI's taxonomy places the organism in Eukaryota, Metazoa, Annelida, Polychaeta, Sabellida, Oweniidae. The record is from the annotation of a GenBank genome assembly.